Messenger RNA from Trichosurus vulpecula (common brushtail), 4614 nucleotides. It is a transcript of the gene PDP1, whose product is annotated as pyruvate dehyrogenase phosphatase catalytic subunit 1. The record is from RefSeq and is a predicted model, not a curated record. Gene Ontology annotation, biological process: protein dephosphorylation. Gene Ontology annotation, molecular function: cation binding; protein serine/threonine phosphatase activity. Lineage: Eukaryota; Metazoa; Chordata; Mammalia; Diprotodontia; Phalangeridae.
AUGACCCCCGUGACGUCACAAAGCCCGCGGGUAGAGAACGCGGCCCUUCCUCCUCAGCUCCCCCUCUGGCGGCCUCCCCCCGUUCCUCGCCGGUCCGCUCCCGACCCCUCCCUGUCGGCUUGCUCCGGGCUCCACGCCCGCCUUCCUUGUACCCACCCACCCGGCCGCCGCGCAGCCAAUAGGAAGGCGAGAAGGGUCGGGGCCGCCCGGCAAGGUGCCAGAGCAGGGCCGGGGUUGGGGAUAGGGCGGGGGCUGGGGCCCGAGUACCCGGGACCUGCGCCUCGGGCUGCGGGGAGGAGAAGGCGCGGGAGCCGACGCCGGAGCCGCUGUGGGAGCCGGAGCCGCCCCUGUCGUCCUCCAACUGCUGCUCCCCAAGGAGGAGCCGACUCCCCGGACGUGCCCGGAAUCCCGGUCAGAAGUUCCAGCCUGCCCUUGUACUCCGAUGCCAUGCCGGCACCGACUCAGCUGCUUUUCCCCCUGAUCCGUAACUGUGAGCUCAGCCGUAUCUGUGGCACUGCAUGCUACUGCCACCACUCGCACCUGUGCUGCUCCCCCCCUCCCUUCCCUCUCAGCCGCCUGAGAUACACCCCUCAGAAGGCAUUCUCGACUUUCUGCCGGCCAAAGGAUCACUUCUGGCAGUAUACUCACACGAGGAGGUAUGCUACCACCCCUCAGAGAUUUUACCUCACGCCUCCGCAAGUCAACAGCAUCCUGAAAGCCAACGAGUACAGCUUUAAGGUACCUGAGUUUGAUGGCAAAAAUGUAAGUUCUGUUCUCGGAUUUGACAGCAAUCAGCUGCCUGCCAAUGCUCCCAUCGAGGACCGCCGGAGUGCAGCGACUUGCUUGCAGACCAGGGGGAUGCUUUUGGGGGUGUUUGAUGGCCAUGCAGGGUGUGCCUGCUCUCAGGCAGUCAGUGAAAGGCUUUUUUACUACAUCGCCGUCUCUUUGUUGCCUCAUGAGACUUUGUUAGAGAUAGAGAAUGCUGUGGAGAGUGGCCGAGCCCUUCUGCCCAUCCUGCAGUGGCACAAGCACCCCAAUGAUUAUUUCAGUAGAGAGGCGUCCAAACUUUAUUUCAACAGCUUGAGGACUUAUUGGCAGGAGCUCAUAGACCUGAACACUGGGGAAACCACUGAUGUCAAGGAGGCUUUGAUUAAUGCUUUCAAGAGGCUUGAUAAUGACAUCUCUCUAGAAGCUCAAGUAGGGGAUCCCAACUCUUUCCUCAACUACCUGGUGCUUCGAGUGGCCUUCUCGGGGGCCACUGCUUGUGUGGCCCACGUGGAUGGGGUUGACCUGCAUGUGGCCAACACCGGGGACAGCCGGGCUAUGCUGGGGGUACAGGAAGAAGAUGGCUCAUGGUCGGCAGUCACCCUUUCCAAUGACCACAAUGCACAGAACGAAAGUGAAGUGGAAAGACUGAAAUUAGAGCACCCCAAGGCCGAGGCCAAAAGCGUUGUGAAGCAGGACCGGUUACUGGGUUUGCUGAUGCCUUUCCGGGCAUUUGGAGAUGUCAAGUUCAAGUGGAGCAUUGAACUUCAGAAGAGGGUGAUAGAAUCAGGCCCAGAUCAGUUGAAUGAUAAUGAGUAUACCAAGUUUAUCCCCCCCAAUUAUUAUACCCCUCCAUAUCUCACUGCUGAGCCAGAAGUAAUAUACCACAGGUUAAGGCCACAGGAUAAGUUUCUGGUGCUGGCGACCGAUGGUCUGUGGGAGACCAUGCACAGGCAGGAUGUGGUUAAAAUAGUAGGCGAGUACCUAACUGGAGUUCAUCAACAAAGUCCUAUCUCCGUCGGAGGUUACAAGGUGACUCUGGGGCAGAUGCAUGGUCUCUUGGCAGAAAGGAGAGCCAAGAUCUCCUCUGCAUUCGAAGAUCAAAAUGCAGCCACCCAUCUCAUUCGGCAUGCUGUUGGCAAUAAUGAGUUUGGGGCUGUUGAUCACGACCGCCUCUCCAAAAUGCUCAGUCUUCCCGAAGAGCUUGCUCGGAUGUAUAGGGAUGACAUCACAAUUAUUGUCGUCCAGUUUAAUUCUCAUGUGGUGGGAGCAUAUCAAAACCAGGAACAGUGAGUGACUAAAAAAUUAAGGCGAUUACAGAAUGAAAAUAGCAAGUUUGAAGGGUGAAGAUAAAAAAAAAACCUGACUUGAGAAAUCCUUCCAGUGGGUCAGCCCAUCAAAUCAAGCAUUUACUCAUUUAAAAUCCUAGCUGAUGCAGGUGUGUUUCUAGAAUUGGGGAGAAUGUCAGGAAAGGGCUAGUAAGCUGACUUCUCUAAAAGUCUGAAAAAAAAAAUGUCGCCUUAGCUUUGACCAGACAUGGCCUCCAGUUGUUAAGGAAAACACACUUGGAGACCUAGCAAGUUCUCAUUACAAGUAUCCUCUAGGGAGGAAAGGCUAAAUUUUACCAGUCUUUGAAAAUAGGCAUGACCUCAGGAUAGGACCUUGACUAGGCAGAGUGAAAAGGAAUUCGCUGGAUCUAUGUUUACUGCAGAAAGGGAGCAUAAUGUUACUCAUUUGCAACCUGAUUUUCUUUAAGAAAAAUACCUGCUCCCCCAAUGAGCAAAACUGUUGCCGAAAUUGCACACUUCCCCCAUAUGUUUAUGUUUACAUGUUCAUAUAGCUCUCUCCAUUUAAAUGUGUUAAGCUGUAAGUUAGCAAAACUCAAGCAAUUCAAAUGCAUUCAACCAAUUUGGUUUAUGACAUUUAAAUGAAGUGCUGCUUUUGGGGAAAAUGUAACCAAACUUUGUUCCCUUUCUGUUCCACCUACCCUCCCCCCAAUAUCAGCUUCCUGUUGGAAGUUAAACGUCUCUAUUCUUACAAUAAUUUUAAGAAAACAAAAUUUUUGGUUCUCUCAUUUGUUACUGAUAAUAAACAAGGAAAAAAGCAUUGCGUUUCACUGGUAUGAUGUGACAGGCUUAGCUGACAAGCUUAAAUGAAUAAGAGACUUUUCGACUUUUGUGAAAGAUGUUUGUUUUUUUUUUUUUUUUAAGACCAAGAAAGGGAAAACUGACAUGCUCAAGAGCUUAAUGCCUCUCUGAGUUUAUUUUACAUCAGUGUUCCUUAUGAAAUGAUCUCCAGCUAUGGCAUGCUAUCAGAGUGGGGAUAGGCCGUUGUUUACCAUAAGACCACCAUUUUAAAAUUGUGCAUGUUCUCCAAAAAUUGUUACCAACUUUGUAUUUCAAACAUGCCAAGUAUAUGGCAAGUUAGAAAAGGUAGUGUGGGGAUGGGGACAUUUCAAUAUCGCCAUAUAGAAUUUUCCCCUCCUCCCCUGAAAACACAGGUCAGAAUGUAAACAUCCUCAGUUUAAACAUUGCUAAGUGCUUUAUACGUACUCUGGCUUGUAAAUAGGAAUAUAAAGAAAGAUAGAGAUGAAAAACCUAAUGGAGGUAAUUAUUGUGUAUGCCUGAUAAUUAAUAUUGAUCACAGCAUCAUCACCCACGGCCAUUUUCUACACCUAUGUCCCCAGGUGAUUUCAUUUCUGCUGACCAUAGAAGGAAAGGAAUACAAUCCCAAUGCAGAGAAAUACAUUUGUGGUGGCACAUUGGAGCUUAUUUAAUGUGUAUCAUUGGACAUUUCACUAUUGGAUUUACUUGUAAACUGUCGAUUUAUUUUCUCCAGUCUAGUGUCGGUGAAAAGACUAGCCAUGACUACAUUUGAUUUGCAGGUAGAUUUUGGAUAUAAUCUGUUCCCAGCUUUCUGACAUGCAAUUAGAUGGGCAUAUUUAGUGAUAGAAUAAAAAUUGGACCAGAUGUGCAAGGAUUCUUUCUGGGCUUUCAGCAGUCAGGCAACUUGUGGACUGCUAAAUUUCAUUUUGCCAGAAACUCACCCAAAAGGCUAAUAGCCCAGAAUAACUUGCUAUUUGAUUUCUGGGUAUGUUACACACAUUUAGUACUCAGUGCUGUGAAAAGAGAAUCACUAAUGCAUUGUACUGUAGAAAUGGAGUUACAUCAACUGUUCUGAAUAAAACCACUGAAUAUCUAGUCAAAUCUCUGACGUUUGUGUAUAGCCCAAUGCUAUGUAAAUGUGGCUUCCCAUUGUCCUAACCAAGAUGGUGGCACUUCCAUUAUUAAAGACAAUCAUAUAUUGGUCUUCAAUUUGAAAGCUCAGUUCAUUUUCCCACAGAAGACAAAAACCACAGUUUGGAUUUUUUGACAGCUUUAGAAAUGAGAUAAAUUGGGUGUAGUUAGAGUGUAACACCAUCCAAAGCAACUGUGAUCUUUUAAUUUGUUGUCUCUGUGUUAUUCUUUAUGCAGAACUAAAAUUCUUGUGUAGAUAAAAAGGCUUGUAUCUUUCCUGUUGCCUUGUCUCAUGUGUAAAGUAUGGAAUGUAUGUAAGCUGUUAAAGUAUUUAGCCUUUCUUAAAUUUUUCUACUGUUUAAACUUUCUAGCAGCAUAUGCACUUAACUACUGUAUUUAUAUCCAAUCAGUGGUUCAUUAUAGUAUUUAUAUUAAAAAAAAAGUCCUUAAUGAGUUAAAAAGGGAUCCUGGUACUAUAACAGUACUCAAUAGGAAAACAACAGCAACAACUUUGUUUCAUAACUGUACAGGGAUAUAUUAAAGUGUUUAUGACUUGGAGAAAUGUUGUUAGAAAUGUCUGGAGUGAAUUAAAGCAUUGUAACUGCUUUCCAAA